Messenger RNA from Labrus bergylta (ballan wrasse), 9465 nucleotides. The record is from RefSeq and is a predicted model, not a curated record. Lineage: Eukaryota; Metazoa; Chordata; Actinopteri; Labriformes; Labridae.
GUGAGGUUAGAGAGAGGAUUCACGCGCGUUCACUCGCUCAACAAUGUCAACCGUGCGCUGCAGAUCUUGCAGAAGAACAAUGUUGAAUUGGUGAAUAUCGGAGCGGCAGACAUCGUUGAUGGCAAUCACAAACUGAUACUCGGGCUCAUCUGGAGCAUCAUUCUCCACUGGCAGGUAAAGGAUGUGAUGAAGGAUGUGAUGGCGGGCCUACAGCAGACCAACAGUGAGAAGAUUCUGCUGAGCUGGGUUCGUCAGAACACUCGCCAGUAUCCUCAGGUCAACGUGGUUAACUUCUCCAGUAGCUGGAAUGAUGGAUUGGCCUUCAAUGCCCUCCUCCACAGCCACAGGCCUGAGCUUUUUGAUUGGAGCUCAGUGGAGAAGAAGACGUCUGCGAUCGACAGACUGGAACAUGCCUUUAAUAAGGCAGAGCAACACCUGGGGAUAGAGAGACUGCUGGACCCUGAGGAUGUAGCCGUGCCUCACCCGGACAAGAAGAGUGUCAUCAUGUACGUGACGUCACUCUUCCAGGUGCUCCCCCAGAGCAUUUCCAUGGAGGCCAUCAAGGAGGUGGAGACUUUGCCGCGGGCGGGCGCAGCAAACAUCGGCAGGGUGACGACAGAGGAGCACUACCAGAUCCAGACCCAGCAGCGUUUCUCCCAACAGAUCACAGUGAGUGUGGCUCAGGGCCGAGUGCGGAGCCCCUCCCCUCAGCCUCGCUAUAAAAGCUAUGCCUACACCCAGGCUGCAUAUGUCAAGUCGCCCGAGCAAAAGAGGAGGCGUUUUACUGAUCAGAGCAGAGAUAAAAAGAGAGAACUGCAGCGGGGCCUCAGCCCUCUGCCACCAGGCUCCACCAGCCUGGAGAGCUACCAGGCUGCACUGGAAGAGGUUUUGACGUGGUUGCUGUCGGCUGAGGAUGGACUCCAGGGCCAACCUUCAAUCUCGAACAACGUGGAGGAAGUGAAGGAGCAGUUUCACACACAUGAGGGGUACAUGGUGGAGCUGACCACUCACCAGAGCAGCGUGGGGCGGGUCCUCCGGGCUGGAGCUGCCCUGCUAGGGGAGGGGAACCUGAGCGAGGACGAGGACUCAGAGGUCAGGGAGCAGAUGAACCUCCUGAACUCGCGAUGGGAGCACCUUAGAGUUGCGAGCAUGGAGAGACAGAGCAGACUCCAUGAGGUCUUGAUGGACCUGCAACACCAGCAGUUGCAGCAACUCACAAACUGGUUAGACGCGACUGAGGCGAGGAUUAAGAGGAUGGGGGCUCAGCCACUGGGUCCCGACCUGGAGGACGUCAAGCACCAAGUGGAAGAGCACAAGCUCCUGCAGGAGGACCUGGAGCUGGAGCAGGUGAGGGUGAACUCUCUGACCCACAUGGUGGUGGUGGUGGACGAGAACAGUGGAGACAGCGCCACCGCUGCUUUGGAGAGCAAACUUCAGGUGCUUGGUGACCGCUGGGCAGCCAUUUGUAGAUGGACAGAAGAACGCUGGAUUCUGCUUCAAGAAAUUUUACUGAAAUGGCAGCACUUCACAAAUGAACAGUGUUUAUUCGACUCCUGGCUGACUCAGAAGGAGGAGCUGGUUCGUUCCAUAAAAACCUCCAACCUGAAGGACCAGGCAGAGAUGGUGGCCUGCCUCCGCCAUCUUGCUACGGUGAAGGCAGACCUGGAGUUGAAGCGCCCCACCAUGGACAAGCUGUGCUCCAUGACAGACCUGCUGUCCAGCGUCAAGAACAAAGAGGUGGCCAGCAAACUGGAGGCCAGACUGGACAGCUUCGCUCAGCGCUGGGACCGCCUCAUCCAGAAUCUGGAGAUGGGCAGCUCCCAGCUCUCGUCGUCUGUCAGCCUGGCCCAGCAGUCCGAGCUCACCCACUCCGUCACAACGUCCGUUACCAAGGUUACGACGAGGGAGAAGGUGUCAGCCCUGCGCCAGACCCGAGAGUCACCGCCACCACAGAAGAAGAGACAAGUCGUGGUGGAUUCUGAACUCAGGAAAAGGUUUGAUGUGGACUUCACAGAGGUCCACAGCUACAUGACUCGUGGCGAGGCCAUCCUCCAGAGCCCUGAGUUCUCCGUGUCAAGAAAGGACGGCAGCAUUCAGGAGCUGCAUGACAAAGUGCAGGCGAUAGAGCGAGAGCGACCGGAGAAGUACCGGAAGCUUCAGGAGGCGACACGCACGGCGCAGACCCUGGUCGAGCAGGAGGGGAGCCGUGCUGAUGACAUUGCCCAGGCAGCCGAGCAGCUGAACCAGCGCUGGGUGGGAUUCUGUGCCCUGUUGGCAGACAGGCUGGCAUGGCUGGCUUUCCAGGCAAAGGUGUUGGCUUUCUACAGCUUGUACGAGCAGUGUGAGCAGGCUGUGGACAACAGUGAGAACUGGCUCAAAGUCCAGGCGCCUCCAGCGUCUGAACCAGAACCGCUCAAAGUACAGCUGGACCGCUGUCGGGAGGAAGUGGCUCGCCUGGCUGCCCUGCAGCCUCAGGUGGAGCUCCUGGAGAAGCAGCUUGAGGAGCUGAAGCAGGAGAAGGAAGGAGAGGAGGACCAAUCAGCCUUCCUAGACGCUGACAUCGUCGCCUUCAAAGAGCACUACCACCAAGUCCUGGAGGAUCUGAGGGCGAGAGAGAGACAGCUGCAUCUGGUUUUGGAGAGCUUGCCCCCGGCUCGUUAUAAAGAAACCAUAUCAGCCCUGUUGGCAUGGUUACAACAGUGCGAGGCCAAGCUGGCCAUCCCAUCCACGGCUGUUACAGAGUAUCCUAUUAUGGAACAGAGACUGAAGGACGUUCAGGCUCUCCAGGUGGCUCUGACCGAACAUCAGAGUGAAGUGGACUACCUGACAUCAACUGUAGAGCAGGUCUUCCUGAAAGCUCCACCAGACAUUUGCCAGAAGUAUCGUGCAGAGAUGGACUCCAUCAUGGCGCGUUGGAGACGACUUGGCACCACCCUGACAGAAAACACCCAGAGAAUCCAGGAGCUCAUGGCCAAACUGUUGCAGUUUGAGAAUGAUGUGAAGACUUUGAAGAAGUGGAUGGCAGAUGUGGAUGUGUUCCUGAAUGAGGAGUGGCCAGCUCUGGGAGACUCUGAAGCUCUGGAGAAGCAGUUAGAGCAGUGCACGGCUCUGGUGAACGACAUCCACACCAUCCAGCCCAGUGUGAACGGCAUCAAUGAAGUGGGUCUGUACCUGAAGAAAGAAGCCGAGCCGCCGUUUGCCGUCUACAUCCAGAAAGAAUUGGACGACCUCAACGCACAGUGGGAGAACGUCUGCAAACAGGCCUACGCUAAGAAGUCGGCUCUGAAAGGCGGCCUGGAUAAGACCAUGGCUCUGAGGAAGGAGAUGCAGGAGAUGCAGGAGUGGAUCAACCAGGCUGAGGAGGACUACCUGGAGAGGGACUUCACAUACAAGACGCCUGAAGAGCUGCGCAAGGCUGUGGAGGAGCUCAAGAGGGCGCAGGAAGAGGUCCACUCAAAAGAGCUGAAGGUCAAACUCCUGACUGACAGUGUCAACAGUUUCAUCGCCAAGGCUCCACCGACCGCCCAUGAUGCCCUGCGGUCGGAGCUGGAUGUCUUGACGGCAAACUACCAGCGACUGUGCAGCCGGCUCGAUGGGAAAUGUAAAACUCUGGAGGAGGUGUGGGCGUGCUGGUGUGAGCUGCUCUCCUACCUGGAGCAAGAAAACGCCUUCCUUGACCAGCUGGAGCAGAAACUGGACGAGACAGAGAACAUGCAGGGAGGAGCGGGGGAGCUGCAGGAGGCGCUGGAUGGUCUUGAGGUUCUUUUGCGGCACCCAGAGGACAACAGGAACCAGAUCCGCGAGCUGGCGCAGACGCUGAUGGACGGAGGCGUUCUGGAUGAGCUGAUUCAGCAGAAACUGGAUGCCUUCAACACAAGAUGGGAUGAACUGUUUGCCAGGGCGGCACUCAGGCGGAAGGAGCUGGAGAAGAGCGUCCAGUGGGCCCAGGAGAAUGACAAGACUCUGAGGCAGAUGCAAGACUCACUCGCCAACACCGACCGACACCUCACUGCGUACCUGGCUGACCACAUCGACGCCCUGCAGAUCCCACAGGAGGCUCAGAAAAUACAGUCAGAGCUGAGCAGCCAUGAUGCAACACUGGAGGAUUUAAGAAAGAAGAACCAAGACAAAGAUCCGUCCAAUAGGAUCUUGGGACAGAUAGACGUCACCCAGAAAUUGCUGACAGACGUGUGGGCAAAGUUCCGCCUCUUCCAGAAGCCUGCAAACUUUGACGCUCGGCUGGCCGAGUGUGAGCGCGUGCUGGCUGGGGUCAAAAACCAGGUGGUGCUGCUGGAGAUCGGCAGCGUGGAGCAGGAUGUGGUGCAGUCGCAGCUGGAGCAGUGCAUGAAGUUGUACAAGGUGCUGAGUGAGGUGAAAGGCGAGGUGGAGACGGUGAUAAAAACAGGCAGACAGAUCGUACAGAAGCAGCAGACUGAGCUGCCCAAAGAGAUGGACGACAGAGUGACCGCCCUCAAACUGCUUUACAACCAGCUGGGAUCACAGGUAACAGAGAGUAAACUGGAGCUGGAGAAAAGUCUGAAGUUGUCGAGGAAGCUGCGUAAGGAGCUGAAUGGACUGACAGAGUGGCUCGCCGCCACUGAUGCUGAGCUGACCAGACGCUCGGCUGUGGAUGGUAUGCCGAGCGACCUUGAGGCUGAGGUCGCAUGGGCACAGUCCAUACAUGCAGAGACUGAGAAGCGUCAGCCGCAGCUGCAGGCCGUGGUGGACCUCGCUGAGGCCCUCAAAGCCGUGCUCCGGGGCAACGGGGGCCUGGUGGACGACAAAGUCAGCCUGCUGCGCUGCAACUGGAUCGCAGUCACAUCAAGGGCGGAGGAAUGGCUCAACCUGCUGCUGGACUACCAGCGGCAGAUGCAGAAGUUGGAUGGAGAGAUAGAGGAAGUGAACGGAUGGAUUGACGGAGCAGAGAAAAAGAUGGACAAGAUAGACAGCCAGGGACCCAACGAGGCUGUGCUUAAGGUGCUGCGUGCAGAGCUGGAGCUGACGAGGGGUAAGAUGGAGGAGGUGAGGGCUCUGGCUCAGGAGCUCAUGUCCACCAGAGGGGAGAACUGCCAGGCUCAGGUGGGACCCAAAGUGGAGCAGCUCAACCAGAGAUUUGACACCAUCGCUCAACGCAUCACCUCCGGACUGACGGCAGCGUCAGCCAAAGAGCUGGAGCAGUACCACAGCGAAGCACAGAUCUGGCUGGAGCUCCUGGAGGAGGAAGUGAAACAGGGGGAAAACCUGAAAGAGGAGGACUUCCAGGAGGAUAAGGACUGUGAGGAAGGUGCAGUGAAGGAGUUACUUUUGAAAGGAGAGAAUCUACAGAAGAGAGCCCCGGAUCAGAACAAACGAGAGCAGAUCAAACUGAAACACAACCAGCUCAACAGCAAGUACAACACCGUCAAGGACCUGCGUGUGCUGAGAAACAGGAAGGCUUUGGCCAUCGCUCCCCAGUGGUACCAGUACAGGAGGAAGUCACAUGACCUGCUGGCCUGGCUGGACGACAUCCAACGCAGUGUGGACCAACUGCCAGACCCGCCCGAGGGAGAGAGGGUCAAGGAAAUUGGCUCAGAGUUCGACAAGAAGAAGGAGGAGCUUAAGGAGGUGCAGGGCUUAGCCAAUCAGCUCUCAGAGGCUGGAGCCGCCAAUCUAGUGGAGCCCCGCCAACUCCAUCUCAACAAGCGCUGGGUUGAGGUGGAGGGCAAGUUCUUACCCUUCAAAAGACAAAGUGAGUACCUAACAGAGCUGCAGGCGUUGCUGCGUUCGGUGUCAGAGACGGACUUCAAGCUGAACUCUCCUGAAUACUGGCCCGCAGCGUAUUAUAACCUGCCUCAGCAAGAGCACUGCCUGAAGGAGGUGAAGGGGAGCAUCGACCAGCUCAGAGGCCCAGUGGAGGGAGCGUUGGCGUGCAGAGAGGAGAUGGUGUCUGCCGCUCGGCCUCUGGAGGGUCAGAGGAUCCAGGAGACCGCCUCCCUCCUCAACACCAACUGGGACAAACUGAAUAAGCUCCACCAAGACCGACUGAAGCGUUGGCAGGAGUGCAACACCAAGUGGCAGAAGUUUGUUUCGGAUCAGAAGGAGCUGGAGGAGUGGCUGAAUGAUGCCGAGAGCACUUUGAAACUGGCCGAGAAUGAGCCAGCAGCACACAGACACCACCUCAGGGACGUGACAGAGGCCAUACCUCUGCAGGAAGUUGUGUUGGGCAGAGUGAACUCGGUGGGAGAGGAGAUCAGCCAGUUAAGCACACCAGACGACUCCUCGCGGCACAGAACGCAGCUCAAAUUUCUCAACACUCGCUGGGCCAAUGUCUGCCAGCAGCUCAAUGACCGCAAGAGGAGGUCUGCAGAGGCGCGUACAGCAGCAGCAGCUCUUCAGGAGGACAUGGGCUCCAUGCUGGGCUGGUUGGACAAAGCCGAGGGUGUCCUGGCCAUCCCCCUGCAGCCUGCAGAGCCCCAGCACAUCAAAGACACUCUGGGCAAAGUCCAGGCACGUGUGGAGCAGCUUCCUGCCAAGAAGGCAGCGAUGGAUGAUCUGAACUCGAGACAAAAACUGAUAACACUUCCUGCUGACAGACAAAAAGACUUCAGGAUCAUCAACACUCGCUGGGCUCAGGUGUCCAGGGAUCUGCCUGAGCGUCAGCUGGAGAUCGAGGGUCUGCUGAGGGAGCUGGAGAAGCUUCAGGGUCAGCUGGACAACCUGUCAGGCUGGGCAGCUAGCACCAGAGCCAAGCUAGAGAGUCCUGAGGAGCCACCUGCCAGGCUCAUUGAGGAAGUGCAGGUCAAGCAGCCAGAGGUGGAGUUUGUUUUGGAGCGAGCUGAUCACCUGUACAAGGACAAUCCUCCCAGCCAACCAGACAGGGUGAAAUAUGGAAAACUGAGGGAGGACUGGACUGUGAUCCUGGAGCUGCUGCGGCAGCAUAAGGAGAGGAUGGCUGCUCUGCUAGUCGCCAAAAAAGCCAAUGAAACUCUGACAGGAAGUUCCCAGCCUGAAUCUGCAGCUCUUGCUCAGUUCAACAAGUCCUGGGCCGAGCUCACUGAUUGGCUGACCAUGCUGGAUAACAUGGUGCAGAACAAGCGUGUGGUGGUGGCCGACCUGGACGACAUCAAUGAAAACAUCGGCAGUUUGAAGUCGUCUCUGCAGGAGCUAGACCUGCGGCGCCCCCUCUUGGAUAGACAGCUCACAGCGGCCCAGAACCUCAAGAACAAAACCAGCAAUCAGGACACCCGCAACGCGAUCACUGAGCGCAUUGACAGACUUCAGACUCAUUGGGAAGACUCUCAGACCAAACUCUCAGAUAGGACAAAGCAGCUCCUCAACAUGCUGCAGGACUCCACUGACUGGCUGGAUGCCAGGAAGGGAGUGGAUCAUCUCAUCAAGCAGGCCAAUGAGAGGCUGGAGUCCUGGCAGGAGAUCACAUACUCGGUCGAAACACUGAAGAAACAAAACGCUGAACUGAAGCUCUUUAUGAGGGAGCUGCAGCAGUGGCAAGGACAGGUAGACCAAACCAACGCCAUGGCAGACAAACUUCUUACACUGUAUGCCAAUGACGACACGCACAAGGUCACCCAGGUCAACGACAACAUGAUUGCUACCUGGACACACAUAAGCAAACGUGUUUCAGACAGGGAGGGAGCUCUGGAGGGGGCCAAGAAGCUACUUCAGCACUUCUACCUCGACCUGGAGAAGUUCCUCAGCUGGCUGACGGAGGCUGAGACCACCUGCAAUGUUUUGAUCGACGCCACCAACAAGGAGAGACUGCAGGAGCAGCCGGGCGCGAGGAACCUGCUCGCACAAUGGAAGGACCUCCAGGCAGAGAUUGACAGCCACACAGAGCUGUAUCACUCUCUGGAUGAGAAUGGUCAGAGGAUUGUGAACUCACUCGGGGACUCGGAGGAUGCCGCUCUGCUCCAGAGACGCCUGGAUAACAUGGGCCAGCGCUGGAACGACCUGCGCAACAAGACCAUGAGUAUGAGGGCCCAUCUGGACUCAGAGAUGGCCCCUUGGAAGAGGCUCCACAUGUCGCUUCAAGAGUUGCUGAACUGGCUUAGAAUCAAACGUCAACAGCUGGAGCAGGAGCCACCUGUAGGGGGCGAUGUCCCUGCAGUGCAGACACAGCUGGACACACACAGGGUAGGAGGAAAGGACAUGAGAGCCAAAGAGCCGGUUGUGACCAAGGCUCUGGAUGAUGUGGGAGUCUUCCUGUCUGAGCUUCCCCGAGAAACGCCCUCACCUGAGCAGAGAGACAUCAGCCCCGAGGAGCGCGCCCAGAACGUGGGGCGAGUCCUCCGCAAAGAAGCAGACGACGUGAUAACCAAGUGGGACAACCUCAACGCUGACUCGGCUGCCUGGCAGAAAAGGCUGGAGCUGGCUCUGGAUCGGCUGAUAGAGCUCCAGGAGGCUGAGGACCUGCUGGAUGGGCAGCUGAGGCAGGCCGAGAUGGUGAAGGACGCGUGGGAACCUGUUGGUGACCUGCUAAUAGAUUCACUGCCAGAGCACAUCGAAAGAGUCAAGGAGUUCCAGGACGAGAUCGCUCCAAUUAAGGAUGAUGUAACGCACAUGAACCAGUUGGCGUCCACUUUUGGCCCACCGGACAUUCAGCUGACACCUAGCAACCUGGAACGCAUCGAAGAUCUCAACACGCGCUGGAGGCUGCUGCAGGUUACCGUGGCUACGGGGAAAAGCAACUCAGGCAGAAAUGGAUUGGGUGAGGUGCAUUCGAAGAUCUCCCUCACAGAGCAUCUGAAGCAGCUGACAGAUGCUCACAGAGACUUUGGCCUUCUGCACGGAUCUGUAGAGAGCCCCUUCGAGCAGGGCAUCUCCCCGAACAAUGUGCCCUACUACAUCAAUGAGAAAGCUGGACCUGACCAGAUGACCGAGAUCCUCCACCAGACCCAGACAACAUGUUGGGAUCAUCCCAAGAUGGCCGAGCUGUACCAGUCUCUGGCCGACCUGAACAAUGUUCGAUUCUCGGCGUACCGAACAGCCAUGAAGCUCAGACGUCUGCAGAAGGCUCUCUGCUUGGACCUGCUGAGCAUGCCGAUGGCGUGCGAGGUGUUCGAGCAGCACGGCCUGAAGCAGAACGAGCAGCUGCUGGACAUCUCCCAGCUGGUCACCUGUCUGACCAGCAUGUAUCAGCGGCUGGAGCAGAGCCACUCGCACCUGGUCAACGUCCCGCUGUGUGUGGACAUGUGCCUCAACUGGCUGCUCAACGUCUACGACACUGGUCGCACCGGGAAGAUCCGAACUCUGUCAUUCAAGACUGGAAUCAUCUCACUCUGCAAGGCUCACCUAGAGGAUAAAUACAGAUUUUUGUUCAGACAGGUUGCCAGCGCGACAGGUUUCUGUGACCAACGCCGCCUUGGCCUGCUCCUCCACGACUCCAUCCAGAUCCCCCGGCAGCUCGGCGAGGUCGCCUCCUUCGGCGGCUCCAACAUCGAGCCCUCUGUCCGCAGCUGCUUCCAGUUU